AUAUGAUAACUCUUUCCAGUAUCUUCUUGGGUCUUUCUUUUAUCAUCAACGUUGCAUGGAUAAUUGUGAUUUUCAGAAAGAUCACUUUGAAGAGGUUCACCAUCCAUCACAUUCUCUUUCUGAAUCUCUCGCUUUCGACUGUCUUGGGAUCGAUUGCAAACUGGAUGUACCCCAUGGCUACUAUAUAUGAACAGAAUGGUGACCUUUUAAAGUUCAACGUCAGGAUGUUCCGCUGUUCUCUCUCGGCGACCGCCAUGACGAUCUUUUCAUUUGCGUUACUCCGAUUUCUGGCAAUCUUCCGACCGUUUACAUAUCACAGCUUCGUCGGUAAUUCAAUUGGUAUCGGGGAAGAUGACACAACAGGAAGUAUCAAGACAACAAAAUGUCUUUGCGGCUCAGUGUUGAUGUGUAUAUGGGGAAUAUCCCUCGUCCCUUUUGUAUUUUAUAAACUGGGGGAUGAAAAAUUGAUCACUAGUGAACUGUUGAGGAACCUAUUGUACGCGUGGCUGGUUCUGAUUCUCACUCUACUUGUCAUAAUACCUAUCUUGUACGUUAAGAUCUAUUUCGAGGUGCACAGGAUCCUUAGCGUAGAGAGCUUCGUUACGACAGACAGGAGAGGGAUUCGACGCGAUAGGAAAGCUAUGGUCACAACGGUUAUUCUUACCGUCUCUCUACUCAUAUGUUUCUUGCCCUUCGUCGUUAUUAGAAUGAUCAUUGAAAAAGACAGGCGUGUGGUUGAGAAUGAUGACACCACUUUUAUGGACGUAUUUUACCGGUUCGUUUAUUUUCUCCCCUUUGUGAACUUCAUUUCGGAUCCAAUCAUCUAUGGGUUGGGCCAUCAUGACGUCAAGCGCGCAAUGGUCAGUACGUUGCGUGACAUCAAAACGUGGAGUAAGCGGAGCAGGCGAAGUCUGAGAUUCCGCCGAAGACAAAGUAGGUCCUCACAGGGAGUAACAAGCGGAACCGUGUACAUCCAAUGUGACACGGUGAUACCACCAGCCGGGAACGGUAAGAUACUGAGACAAACUAGCUGCUGAUACGCAUCGUUACGUCGGCAUCUAAGUUCCGAGUAGUCUAAACUUGAAAAGAUAAACAAUACCCCGAAUGACGACAAUUUACAUAAUGAGCCCGUAUUGACAUAAUGCAGAAAUAAAAUUGAGUACAACUCAAAUAUGUAUAUCAUAGGGAGUUUAAGCUUGCAUAUAAAAUCGAAACGCCAACCUAUACGUAUGACCAAUCGCCCAGACAAAUGCAUCGCUUAAAUAUUUUCCGUUUACGUUUCGGUUGUGAAAAACAUUGCAAGCUUAGACUCCCGAUUACUGCAACGACGUCGAGGAAAACAAUUCAACAUUUGUAAUGCUAGUGCUACAAACUCGUAGAAAGACAACUUAGCAUCAUUCUGAUACAUA
Molecule: messenger RNA, 1409 nt
Organism: Owenia fusiformis
Lineage: Eukaryota; Metazoa; Annelida; Polychaeta; Sabellida; Oweniidae
Source: the annotation of a GenBank genome assembly